AUGAGAAGAGCUCUGCUACUCUGAGAGAGAGAAAGAGGGGAGGUGGCGGUGGUAGGUGGGUGGAGGUGGAAUUGGGGGGAGUGUGGGGCUCAUUGUCGUCAGCUACUGUCGUCACUGUGACUCAGAGACUCAGCAAGGGUAGCAAGUCCUCCUCCUCCCCUUCCUCCUCCUCUUCCUCCCUCUUCCUGCAUCCCUACCUUCUCUCUUCCAGCCUCCUCACCAUCAGUCAGCUGUUCUCUCUGCGUGUCUGAAGAUCAUCAUCCUCGCAGCCUCUCUCACUCUUUCUCUAUCUCUCCCCUCUCAGUUCCUCACACACCUCCUCUUAGUGGCCGCUGAGCUCAGUCGGCACGACCAGCAGCUCUGAGCAAGGAGAGGAGAAAGAUACACACGAUUAUCACCCUGACAGGAGCAACAUGCGGAUGGUGGUGUGCAGUGUUCCGGCAGGUUCCUGCCAUUUCACAUCCUCACUGCUUCUGCUGGUUCUGAGCAGCAUCAGCAGUAGGAGCAUCAGCAUCGGCAGCUCUGAGGCUGUCCUCUCACCCUUCCAGCUGCCUCCUGACACCCCUGCUCCAGCUGAACCUACACCAACCCAGUACACACCUCGCCCAAACCCCUGCGAAGGCAGACCCUGCCUCAACAGGGGGCUGUGCCUGGUGGUCCCCUCAGCUGACCAGUCGGAAGACACCUGGGACUACACCUGUACCUGCAACCAGGGCUUCACAGGACGCAACUGUGAGUUUUUCACAGACCUGUGUAGCAGCAGUCCCUGUCUCCAUGGAAACUGCAGCCAAAGCGUCAGCAGGGAGAAUGGAAAACCAGCGUACACGUGUGAGUGUACGGAAGGAUAUGAGGGUGAGAGGUGCGAUCAGAUCCUAUUAGACCUUUCAGCUGCGGACUGGGACCUCGUCACCCCGUCCGUGCCUGAACCAGCCACUCCUGCAGCCUCCACCAUGGUGGCUGCCCCUUCACAACCAACCACCAUUACCAGCUCCAGCACAACACCACCUCUUCCUACCUUGCAACCAUGGCAACCAAAUCCUGGACAGAGGCUGCUGGUGGUGCCAUGGGAGGCAGACAGAGUGACACAGGGUCUGCAGUGUGUUAGUCCAGGGCUGUGUGAGCUCACGUCCGGAACUCUGACUCUGUCUCUGGAGGUACCUGAAGAAACUGCUUUAAAAUUGGUGGUGAAUACCAGUGGCGCUUCUGUGCUUUGGCGCGUGAAUGAAGAGGGCUUCACUCGUUCGUCUAAUUUGAACGGCUCCACAGCUUGGUUUCUGCGGGCUUCUGAUGGGCUGGUGGUGUCAGACCGCCUGCUGCCUCUAGGACAGAACUAUUUUCUAAGUGUGUUGCGAGUUGCCGCCCACACUUCACCAGAGGUCAUUUUGCGCCUGAACCUGACUGUAAAGGCCAGCAGUUGCGUGGAGCCCGGCAGCAGCUUCAGUGACCCUCAGUGCUCUGGAAAAGGCAAAUGUUUAACUCAGCCGUCGGAGAGCACUUUCUUCUGUGAUUGCGAUGAUAGCUACACUGGAAUCUUCUGUGAGGAAUAUGAUGCCUGUCUCCAUCCACCUUGUCUCAACAACGGCAGCUGUGCUGAUGUAAAGCAGGGAAGCCAAGGACGCAGCUACACAUGUAGCUGCCCUCCAGGUUAUGAAGGUGAACGCUGCCAGCUGCUUGUCAACCAUUGUCUCUCUCAUCCCUGCAAAAAUGGAGCCACUUGUACUAGUAGCCUGGCGGGGCCUCGGUGUUACUGUGCUGAAGGCUACCAGGGUGCUACAUGUGAACAGAAAGUCGACCCGUGCGCCUCCAGCCCCUGUCAUAAUAAUGGAACCUGCUAUGCUCAAGGUCCCAGCCCCCUAGGUUUUGGUUGUGCCUGUACAGCGGGCUUCACAGGCCCCAACUGUGCCCAACUGGUGAACUUCUGUGCCCUGAACCCCUGCGCCCAUGGAAUUUGCCGCAGCAUCGGCAACAGUUACAGGUGUCUGUGUGUCCCAGGUUACCAUGGCUUGUACUGUGAGGAGGAGUACAAUGAGUGUGUGUCUGCUCCCUGUCAGAACUACGCCACCUGCAGAGAUCUUAUCAAUUCAUAUGAGUGUGUCUGCACAACACAGUUUGAAGGGAUACACUGUGAAAUCUACAAGGAUCCGUGUCUAAAGUUACAUUGCCAGAAUGGAGGCAGGUGUGAGAGCACUGGACUCAAUGCUUCCUGUGCCUGUGAACCUGGGUACCUGGGUGAAAAGUGCGAAGCCCACAUCAAUGAGUGUGAGAGCAACCCUUGCCACCAUGGUGGGACUUGUGUCGACCAGCUCAAUGGUUUUAUCUGUCACUGUCAUCCUGAAUGGGUGGGGCCCAGCUGUGAGAUCCACCUGCAGUGGAAGCCAGCACAGAAUGAGGAUACACUGACCAACAUGCCACGCCAUUCUCUCUACAUCAUCAUCGGAGCCCUUUGUGUGGCUUUUGUCUUGAUGCUUAUCAUCCUAAUUGUUGGCAUUUGCCGCAUUAGCCGCAUUGAGUACCAGGGCUCAUCACGCCAUGCUUACCAGGAAUUUUACAACUGCCGCAGCAUCGACAGCGAACUCAGUAAUGCCAUCGCCUCCAUCCGUCAUGCCCGAUUUGGCAAGAAGUCCAGACCUGCCAUGUAUGAUGCCACUCCCAUUGCCUAUGAAGACUACAGUCCUGAUGAUAAACCCCUAGUGACCCUGAUUAAGACAAAGGAUUUGUAAAAAAAAAA
Messenger RNA from Cynoglossus semilaevis (tongue sole), 2728 nucleotides. RefSeq names its product delta/notch-like EGF repeat containing (gene dner). The transcript has 13 exons. Lineage: Eukaryota; Metazoa; Chordata; Actinopteri; Pleuronectiformes; Cynoglossidae. Gene Ontology annotation, molecular function: calcium ion binding. The record is from RefSeq and is a predicted model, not a curated record. Gene Ontology annotation, biological process: establishment or maintenance of epithelial cell apical/basal polarity; heterophilic cell-cell adhesion. Gene Ontology annotation, cellular component: plasma membrane; protein-containing complex. The coding region runs from base 414 to 2720 and encodes 768 amino acids.